AUGAUAACAUUCUUAUUGUUGCUUGGAGUUUAAGGAUAGUAUUUGCCUACAAGUACUGGAUGUUUGGGAACAGACUAUUUGUACAAGAUUAACGAUCUCUCUUUCUGUUUUACUUGUUAGAAAGGAUGCAAAAGCUGUUGUGAUCCAUAAUUAUGUAAUGAAUGUGAAUACAGAUACAGAUUUAAUUCAACCACUUCCACUUGCAUAAGAUGUCCAGUUAACUGUGAAGUAUGUGAACCUGAUGGCUUAUUUUCUAAAUGUUCAAAGUGCGAAACAGGAUAUAUUAAAUAAGAAGAUGGUAGUUGUAAGAAAUGUGGAGAUGAUUGUGUAUCUUGUUCUUUGGCAGAUUAUUGUUCACAAUGUGCAGAUGCUUUCUAUGUAGAAAAAGGAAUUUGUAAAGAUUGUCCAUAUGGAUGUAAAAGUUGCACUUAGGUUGAAGAAUCAUUAUUUGUCUGUGAUACAUGCAUUGAUAGAUACUAUCUAGUUGGAGAGCAAUGUACAAAAUGUCCCACUGGGUGUCUAAAAUGCGAUGAUGAUUUCACCUGUACUAGUUGUGAAGAUGCCUAUGUCUUGAAGGAAACUAAGCUAUGUGAAUUUUGUACUCCAAAUUGCAAGAAAUGUUCUGAGAAUACAUGUACCGAUUGUCAAACAGGUUAUGUCUUAACUACAGAUAAUCAAUGUCUAGGUUGUCCAGAUAUCAAUUGUGAAAGUUGUCAAUAAGAAGAUAGAACUAAAUGUACUAAAUGUGCAUCUAAGUUUUAUUUGCUUAAUUAAACUUGCAUUGCUUGUGAUAUCAAUUGUAAAUAAUGUGAUACUCCAGGACAUUGUGUUGAAUGUAAACCUGGAUACUUCAUUAAAAAUGGAGUUUGCACUGCCAAUUCAAUCAAAAAUUGUUAAGUAUAAAAUGAAACUGCAUGUACUACUUGUGAAAGUGGUUAUUAUAUUAAAAAUGGUGCAUGCAGUCCAUGUGGUGAUAACUGUUUAUAAUGUUCGGGACCUUCAUUUUGUAAUUAGUGUGCUACUGCUUAUUUUUUUAAUGGGUUCUCAUGUCAAGGAUGUGGUACUGGUUGUGAAAGAUGCGUUGAUUCAAAUAUAUGUCUUAAAUGCACCUAUGGUUUUUAUAUUUCAAAGGGAGUUUGUGAAAGAUGCAUUGAUGGAGUUUGUUAAUGUUCAAUCAAAGAAAAUAUAGUAGAGAAUUAGAGCCAUUAAAUCAUAGUUUUGAUGUUGUUAUUAUUAUUGAUAUUGUAGUGAAUUUAUGUAUAAAGCUUAUCAUGAAAUAA
Paramecium tetraurelia is the source of this 1280-nucleotide messenger RNA. RefSeq lists its product as uncharacterized. The record is from RefSeq and is a predicted model, not a curated record. NCBI's taxonomy places the organism in Eukaryota, Ciliophora, Oligohymenophorea, Peniculida, Parameciidae. The transcript has 4 exons.